AUGCCUGGUGGGAACGUGCAUCUUGUGGUAGUGCACCACGGACUAUGGGGCUCUCCCGAGAACACCGCGUACCUGUGCACGACGCUUGCGCGGUUUCACGGCGGUGUCGCGACGCCUAGUAGCAAGCUCACACCCCCCGAGUCCGAGGCGACGCUCUCCGCGCAUGCCGACACGCACGCCAACGCGGGCGCUGAUACGCGGCUGGUUGUGCAUAACAGCUCCGCCAAUGCGGCCGACCAUACGUACGACGGCAUCGACUGGUGUGCCGAACGACUUGUAGCCGAGAUCUACGCCCAGAUCACCGCACUCGAAUACGAUGAAGCUAGAGUCACCAAACUCAGCCUGGUGGGGUACUCGCUGGGAGGGUUGGUGGUGAGGUACGCAGCGGGGUUGAUGUAUCUCGACGGUGUGUUCGGCGACAGGACCGCGACGGUGGACUUCAAGUCGCGACCCGAGGCAGCCUCGCUAUCUACCAUCGCCACACCCCACUUGGGCAUCCUUGAAACGGGCACUACCUUUAGCAAGGUUGCUGCAUUCUUUGGCGGACGAAUCUUAGGCAGGACAGGAACACAGCUCUACCUCAAGGAUCGUAGUUGGAUUCCAUCUAAAGGGUCGCAGGGCAUGUGUUUGCUCGAAGCCCUCGUGGAUGAUCGCUUUGCUUUCAUUUCUGCACUCAAGCUGUUCAAGCGCAUAGAUAUCUACGCCAAUGCGGUUGCCGAUCUUACGGUACCUUAUCGGACUGCUGCAUUUGAACAACACGAUCCCUUCGUACUUCCUCUAACACUGGAGCGAGAUCCAGACUUCCCAGUUCUCCUCACCUCAUACACAUCAAAGACGCCCGAACCAAAGUCGACGUGGUCCAAAGUGUCGUCGAAACUUUCACCUCGCAACCUGCCGUGGAUCUUGAAUCCACAACGCAUCCCUUUCCGCUUCCCACUCAACUACGCUGCAUGGUUAGGCCUUCCCAUCCUCGUCCCCGUCAUGAUCGGUCUGGUCCUACACAAGCUCAAGUCCGACAGCAAGGUAUCCAACAAACGAGUGGCGCAGUUCGAACAAAAGUACGCCCAAGAUCACAAUCACCCCCCAGCAUCCGCUGCAGACGAGAUGCAACAGAAACGCUUCGCUAGACUACUCGCCACCGUAGAGGCAGAUGCCGAAGAAUCCCUGCGCGAACUAGGCGAAGACUUUGUAGACAUCCAACCCAAAACCCCAUCACACGACAACAUCAACUCAACCCCAACAUCCAUCUCUACAACAGCGAACAACACCGCAAAGUCAGAACUCCCCCUCUCAGACAUCCAGAACCGCAUCGCUUCCACGCUCAACAACAAAGCUAUCCUGCCCCAGGUGCAGAAACACCUCGCCCAUUUCGACGACGUCCUCAACGCACAUGCCGUCAUCAUCGUCCGAACCACCACCAUCGAUGCACACAAGAAGGGCAUCCCCCUCAUCAACGCCUUCACCCACCGCUUCGCUCUCUAG
This is a messenger RNA of Moesziomyces antarcticus, 1482 nucleotides long. RefSeq names its product DUF676-domain-containing protein. The coding region runs from base 1 to 1482 and encodes 493 amino acids. The transcript has a single exon. Lineage: Eukaryota; Fungi; Basidiomycota; Ustilaginomycetes; Ustilaginales; Ustilaginaceae. The record is from RefSeq and is a predicted model, not a curated record.